AUGGUGUCUUCCCCGGAUAGUGGAGAUGAGAUAGGUGCGAGUUAUCGCCCAGUCCGGAAAAGGACUAGAACCGGCUGCAUUCAGUGUCGCAGCCGCCGUCGCAAAUGCGAUGGGGCACGACCACGAUGCCGUGGUUGUGAAGUGCGAGGCCAAGUCUGUCGAUGGGGACUUAAGGCAUCGUUCCAUCCCUCGCGUGCAAUUAGUUUGUCACGUUGUGAAGCGGCUUCAUUGCGUGAAGUAGAGGAAGGGCGAGGGAGGAGCUCGAGUCGGCAUCAGCAAUUCGUUGAUGAGACCAACAUCAUCAUCGAUGGAUACUCGACACCUGAUCACCCUUCCUGCGGGCCUCACCUUCCAGCUCAAGAUGAAUCUUCACCUAGCCAUGUCUCUCGCCCACCCUCACAGCCGAUUUCUGGAGAAUUGAGCAUUGCCGAUCUUUUUACACAGCGAAACCUGCCGGCUUCUGACAUACCAGCAAGCCCAAGCGGUAACCAUGAUCUACCCCCGCUCAUUCAGUCCCAGCAAUUUCAUUCAGUGUCCGGGCCUACGGCGACGGAUACACAAACUCAUCUAUACCCUUUCUUGCUAGGCCAGGCAAGAUCAAAGGACGCAACCCCGCAACCAGUGCCACAAUUUCCAGUCACAGAUGGGGAAAAAUUUCAACUUAUUUCCGCUUUUAUACGGGAGACGGGUACCUGGUGCGAGACAACUGACUCCCAAAUGCACUUCACCGUGAAAAGCAUUCACGAGAUGAUGAAAUCAUCCUCAUUUGUCGCUGCUGCGCUAUCACUCGCCUCCCGCCAGCUAGAUUAUGUUCUUAUGCGACAACGGCCCGUGACAUUAGAGCUUUACCAGUUUACUAUUCAGUUGCUCCUCGGCCAAGACCCCGUUCGAGCCGACACGUCCAUUUUGGCUACUUGUACUCUUCUCUGCGUUUACGAAAUGAUGGCCUCGCGAGUCGAAGAAUGGAGACGGCACUUGAAAGGCUGUGCGGGAUUUCUGCGGGCCCAAAGAUGGAACGGGUCUAGCGAAGGUAUAGUGAAGGCGAGCUUCUGGGCCUUCGCUCGAAUUGACGUAUGGGCAGCCUUCAAUAGCGGCAAAGCGACGUUAAUCCCAACAGAGUCUUGGAAGGGAAAUGAGGGCAGCUGGAUUAAAAGCCUCCAUUUGCACCCUUUGGAACGAAAUGCAGAGGUGGUACCAGCUGCGACCAUCAGAGGUCUGUCCGCUUCUAAGAGAUUUCCUCCCACAAAGGUUUUUCCAGAAGCGCUAUAUAUAAGAUCUGCUCCUAACUGCGGCAAUACAUUCUACCAUUCAGGCUGUAUGCUGCUUCUACAGACCGGCCUCGUUACACAGGGACCGGAACAUCUAUAUGCAUCUUUUAAAGAAGAAACUGGUAAUAUUAUCUGGCACGCACGGGAACUGGUCGGAAUCUCCAUUUCAAACCCGUCUCAUGCCAACUGGGUUAAUCAGCUUCAACCGUUGUUCAUCGCCGGGACAGUAUUUGGAAGUUCCGUAGCCUCCCCAUCCGUCCGGGAUACUCUGUCCGUGUCUCCAGGUGAUGCACCGUCGGCCGCUGAAAAUCACGAUUUUGAUGAGUUCUGUUCUGAAAAAAUCCUAUUAUUAAAACAUCUAGCUAGAAUUGAGCGUGAGACGGGCUGGAAGACCUCGGAUCGGGCCGCUGAGCUAAGAAUGCUUUGGGGAUUUGUGUGA
Penicillium canescens is the source of this 1707-nucleotide messenger RNA. Its product is annotated as Zn(II)2Cys6 transcription factor. The record is from RefSeq and is a predicted model, not a curated record. Gene Ontology annotation, biological process: positive regulation of transcription by RNA polymerase II. NCBI's taxonomy places the organism in Eukaryota, Fungi, Ascomycota, Eurotiomycetes, Eurotiales, Aspergillaceae. Gene Ontology annotation, molecular function: zinc ion binding; transcription cis-regulatory region binding; DNA-binding transcription factor activity, RNA polymerase II-specific. Gene Ontology annotation, cellular component: nucleus. The transcript has 8 exons. Bases 1 to 1707 code for a protein of 568 amino acids.